AAGGUGCCGCCGGAGCAAGAUGGAGGCGCCGCCGCUUCUGCCGCCUCCCCCGUUUUGGGCCGCGGGUCCUGCGCCGGGGGAGCUUUACUCGCCGCCCUGUCCGGGCCAGGGAUUCGGCCUGGAGGCCUUAGGAGGGGGAGUCAACAGAACCCUGAGUCCCAUGGUGACUGGCACAUCAGUGCUGGGGGUGAAGUUCGAUGGCGGAGUGAUCAUCGCUGCAGACAUGCUGGGCUCCUACGGCUCCCUUGCCCGCUUCCGCAACAUCUCCAGGGUCAUGAAAGUCAACGACAGCACCGUGCUUGGGGCCUCGGGUGAUUACGCUGACUUCCAGUACCUCAAGCAAGUCAUAGACCAGAUGGUGAUUGACGAAGAGCUGCUGGGAGACGGCCACAGCUACAGCCCGAAGGCCAUUCACUCCUGGCUGACCCGGGCCAUGUACAGCCGCCGGUCGAAGAUGAACCCCCUGUGGAACACUGUUGUGAUCGGUGGUUAUGCCAAUGGAGAGAGUUUCUUAGGUUACGUCGACAUGCUGGGCGUGGCUUACGAAGCGCCUACUCUCGCGACUGGAUACGGCUCUUACGUAGCGCAGCCGUUGAUGAGGGACGCCCUGGAGAAGAAGGGGACCCUAUCCGGAGAAGAGGCCCGGGCCCUCAUUGAGCGCUGCAUGAAAAUCCUCUACUACCGGGACGCCCGCUCGUUCAACCGGUACGAGCUGAUCAUCGUGACGGAGAAGGGCGUGGAAGUGGAAGGGCCGCUCACUUCCGACACCAGCUGGGAAAUAGCACACCUGGUCAGGUAA
Messenger RNA from Euleptes europaea (tarantolino), 799 nucleotides. RefSeq names its product proteasome 20S subunit beta 4 (gene PSMB4). Gene Ontology annotation, cellular component: proteasome core complex. Lineage: Eukaryota; Metazoa; Chordata; Lepidosauria; Squamata; Sphaerodactylidae. The transcript is spliced from 6 exons. Bases 20 to 799 code for a protein of 259 amino acids. The record is from RefSeq and is a predicted model, not a curated record.